Messenger RNA from Symbiodinium sp. CCMP2456, 727 nucleotides. NCBI's taxonomy places the organism in Eukaryota, Dinophyceae, Suessiales, Symbiodiniaceae. The record is from the annotation of a GenBank genome assembly.
AUGGGAAGCCUGACACCAGGAGUGAACUGGCACGUCCGACAAGACAAGAAGUACCUCCGACCCACACCUAUCGAAGAGUUUCGGACCAAUAAUCGCGAAUACAUCAAGGACAAAAUCGACAAGAACAUCAUCGAUGACCAUUGGAAACUCAUGCUUGACGAGAUCAUGACAGAGGUCGAGAUGGGUAGGAUGAAGGGCCCUUUCGCAGCGCCGGAAAGGUGGCCAGUCCCCUCCGUUGCUCCGGGACGCCAAGGAUUCGACAAAGUCCUCCCGUUACCCCACGACGACCCGUUCAUCGCGAUGGCUUUCAGCAUCGAACAGACCGGGAGCGACGGCAACACUAAGAUACGCCGAGGCGAAGAUUGGCGCCGAAGUGGACACAAGGCAACAUGUACAAUGCACGGUCAGCCUUAUCACCAUACGCCAGACCACUUCGUUUCCCUCGGCCGCGCCUUCCUCGACGAUCAACGACAAAUGCAGCUCCGAGUUUGGGGGCAUGACCAUGACGGAGCUUGUCGCCAGCUUCCAUUACACGAUCCACGAGAAGCGUAUGUGCUUGUCUUGACUCCGAUGGGCCCUACUCUCUGGAGUCACAAUGUCCUCCUGUUCGGGUCGGCAGCUAGCACCACACCGGAUACAGGGAGUCCUCAUCUCAUCUCCUCCGAUGACGAGAAGAUGGCGGGCAAGUGCAAUUUCUUGACGGGUAGAUUGUUUGGCAAAGUGGGAC